AUCGGAAAUCGAUCGUCUUCUUCUUGUUCAGCAAAGAACAAGUCAACGUACAUGUCCAUCAUUGCAAUGAGAUGAGCAAUCACAGCAUAGUAAGAGCAACGAGGCUGCAUCGAUGAAGCGGCACGUGCAUGCCAAACCGAAGCGCGACGCUCCCUCGCAAAGCCCCUCCAUCUGCCAGCGACGCUGGAGACACGUCAUGGACACCAAUCACCACAAACUGCAGACGAUGACACACGGGAAACCCCUCAGCGGACGGAGGGGGCGGGGCUUCCUCCCCUGAGGCCUCUUGAGGCUCCUUCGCCUCUGUGGGCUCUUCAGCAGCUGUCUCAUCAGCCUUGUUCUCGCCCUCUCUGUCCGCCACUGCAUUCCCAAACUGCUCACUCAGACCCCGUCCAUGGAAUUUGUUGGGGUCAAAGAGCUCACACGGGAGGCCGCCAGCCUCGCCCCAGAAUUCCUUCACGCUCCAUUCAGCAGGGAGGGGCUCUGAGGGGUCGUACGCGUCAAAGACAAUUGCGAGAGGUCUCGCCUCCUCGAGAGCUGCCGUGAUGCUUUUGCGGAAGAGCCCCUUCCAGUCGUGAAGCCGGGCCUUCAUCUUCGCCGCAUACUUCAUGUGCACUGGCAGCGGCUCUUCGCCUGUCGCCUCAUGGAGGGCCGUGAGCGCCGCGUCAGUGUCAGAGGAGAUGACGAACGGGAUCUGGUUGGCCUGGUAGCUCCCCAUCAAGGAGUCUAGCAGUUCAUUGGGGCCGCUGGCGACAGAGACGGGCAAGAGAGCGUCAGGUGUCAGGCGGGCGCCCAGAUGCAUCAUGCCCCUCUUCUCGGCCUCGUGCUCGGCUUUCAGGAAGUUGCGCCAUUUGCCCUUGUGGUCCUUCAUCCAGUUCUGAUAGAAGACUCCUGUGUGGAGGUCGCCGCUGCUCUCGACCAUCUUGCCGUGGCCGUGCAUCUUGCCGUCCUUCCACAUGCCCUCGUAAGUCGACUGCCCGUUGGGCCACCUGAAAACCCCCAGGCCAUCGAUUCUGUCCGCGGCAAACUCGCCCUCAUACCUGACCAACCAAAACACCACACAAGGACACACACACGGUGCGAAGUGCGAUCUCUUCCUGCAUGAACCACGUGCGUGCCGCCUCACCGUGAGCCAUCCACGAAGUGCAUGACGCCAUUCCCCUGCAUCGUGUCUUCGAAGAACUGGCCCUCGUAGCGACUGAUGACGACCGGUUCUUGGCCAUCCUUUGGCUGACCCACCUGCAGCAGCACGCCGCUCCCAUGCUUGAUAACCUUGCCGUCCACCAACUUGGACUCCCCCUCGAACACAGCACCUCCCUCUCGUACUACGCGUAUGGCGAUUUCUGGCGGUGGGGGCUCUUCUUCUUGUGGAGGGGCCUCCUCCAAGACCUCCUUCUUCGGGCCCAUCCUGAAGUUUAGGACAUCGGCGAC
Vitrella brassicaformis is the source of this 1431-nucleotide messenger RNA. NCBI's taxonomy places the organism in Eukaryota, Vitrellaceae. The record is from the annotation of a GenBank genome assembly.